CACACCCCUGUUUAUGUUCAUCGACAGAUGAUCUUCUUUUAAUGUUACCAAAAUUAAUUAAUCACUGCAUCUUCACUCCAAAGCUGUUACGCAUGCGUACAAUAAAUAUCCGGCUUUCCCCUCUUGCACUUCCGCAAUGGAGUAAACAAAGCAGAAAUGUGACAGCAGCAACAUUUUGGGUAAAAUUACAUCUUAUCUGGAGCAAACACGACAAAAUCAUUUACUCCAAUUGAAAUCACCAUGAACUUCGGAGGUCGUGCUAGCACUGAAAAAAACGAUGAAGUGGGAAAGGAUGAAUGGAUGGACAAGCUACACAAUGUUCACAUCACACGAGCGGACAUGAAUAAUCUGAUCAUGAAUUACCUAGUCACAGAGGGAUUCAAGGAAGCAGCAGAAAAGUUCCGAAUGGAAUCUGGUGUUCAGCCUUCGAUUGACCUUGAUCAGUUGGACGAAAGAAUUAAAAUAAGAGAAGCAAUUCAGGAAGGAAAAAUACAAGACGCCAUUUCUCUUGUUAAUAAUAUUCACCCAGAAUUAUUAGAUAAUGACAGAUACCUAUAUUUUCAUUUACAGCAACAACAACUAAUUGAGCUGAUCCGUGACAAAAAUGUCGAAGCUGCUUUAGAAUAUGCCCAGACUCAUUUGGCGGAGAGGGGAGAGGAAAACCCAGAGAUUUUGUCAGAGUUGGAAAGAACACUUGCACUUCUUGCAUUUGAAAAUCCAGAAAAUUCGCCAUUUGGAGAACUUCUUCACCCUUCACAGAGACAAAAGGUAGCCAGUGAACUGAAUGCUGCCAUUUUAGAAGUGGAUGCCACACCAAAGUUAGCUAAUUUACUGAAACUGUUGCUAUGGUCACAAGAGGAACUUGACAAGAAAAAAGUGAAAUAUCCAAAAAUGACAGACUUUUCAAAAGGAACAAUUGAAGAACCUAAAGGACAGAAAACAGAUUGAAUCUCAACCUCAGUAUUACUUCAUGUACCAACACAGAUAAUUACCGAAAUCUGACGACCUGUGGAAAACAGACUACGGUCAUAUUGGACAAGGUGUCAAUGUAUAUGGUAGUUUUGUCUCGCCUGAGACAAUAUUCGUGAAGAAAGACUUAUGGUGUAACUUUUCCAUAUGCAGUUUCAUCAUCAUUUCACUUAAUAAGUUUUGUAUUAAGAUCCAUUGCACAAAAAACAUAAGUCCAAUUUUAACCAAACUUGGUAUGUAAUUGGAUCAUAUAGUGGUCAUGUCGACGACAGCUUUCAUUUACAGAAUAUCAUCCAGAAUUUAUGGUCCAGUAACUCUGGAAAUUAAGGAUGCUGGGAAUCUUGACUUUGUGUUUAGCUCAGUCUCUCAAAAUGUAUCAAUGUUAUUUCAACUAAUAUUGGAAUAUAUAUUUAAAAUGCAGUAUUAUGUACAUCUCAACACACCCUAUAGAUUGUAUACCUUAUAAUGACUAUGUACAUGGGGCUAUAAAAACAGCAAUCAUGGCUUAAAUCCAACACAAUUUAAAUGAGGUAGAGCUAUAAAUACAUUGUACUUCAUAUUCUAAAAUUCUCGUAAAAAUGUGAAAGGUAAUAUUUUUUAUCUUGGAUCAGUAUCUCUCUAGAAAUAGGUGCAAUAUGUCUCAUUCAGUUUUAGGGAGUGUCAUCUGAAAUUGAUUCUAUGAUAUAUGUUAGUUACCUACAAAUCUUUCCUUUUUUUUCUCUCAAUUGUCAGUUUCAAAGAGCACCUACCUGUGUUUUAUGAUCUAUUUAUAUAUUACAUGUUUACAUGGACAGUUGGAAGACAAUUCAAUCAAAACAAGUAUGUGUAGAGUUUUGAUAUGUCAGUGUUGUGUGUUCAGGUUUAGCUGAAAAUUUAGAGCUGAAUAGUUUGAAAAUAUAAAAUGCAUGAAAAUAAAAUCCUUUGAACAUAAGUCAUUUCAUGCAUUCAUGGUGACUUUGUUUUCACAGGCCCUUGUUAUCUAUAUCUACACAGAAGUUUGUGAGGUUUACAUAAUCAUCUUUUAUCUGUAUAACUUGACAGUCCCCCGUGUUUCUGUAUACAUUGUACACCAGUUCCCUGUGGUUCUGUAUAUCUACUGUGGUGUGGUUGGAGAUGUAUACAAGUCUAUAAGGUUCUUGCAUGUAUACACCAACUUACAAGAUCCAACAACUUCAUUAAAAGAUAAGACUUCCAUGUAUCUGGGAGUAAUUUGUAGGAUAUAGGGAAACAAAAUUAUUUUAGAAACCUCAUCCUGUUAGAUUUAUUAUUGUAUAAGCUGGGCUCUGCAAUAAGGUCUAAAAUCUGGUGUUGGGGCCAGAGGAAACUUAGGUUCAUUGUCAUUUCGUCUGAAAAAUUAAAUUGUCAUGAUGUUAAAA
Pecten maximus is the source of this 2345-nucleotide messenger RNA. Its product is annotated as glucose-induced degradation protein 8 homolog. Gene Ontology annotation, biological process: proteasome-mediated ubiquitin-dependent protein catabolic process. The transcript is spliced from 5 exons. Gene Ontology annotation, cellular component: nucleus; cytoplasm. NCBI's taxonomy places the organism in Eukaryota, Metazoa, Mollusca, Bivalvia, Pectinida, Pectinidae. Bases 241 to 948 code for a protein of 235 amino acids. The record is from RefSeq and is a predicted model, not a curated record. Gene Ontology annotation, molecular function: protein binding.